This is a messenger RNA of Paramecium sonneborni, 1799 nucleotides long. The record is from the annotation of a GenBank genome assembly. NCBI's taxonomy places the organism in Eukaryota, Ciliophora, Oligohymenophorea, Peniculida, Parameciidae.
AAAAACCCCAAAGAUGAAUAAUACAUUAAAUGAUACUCUAAUAUCUUCUUUAUCAAAAGAUUUUUAAGGAACUGAAUUUGGGGAGGGACCAAAAAGUGAUUAAUAUAAAUUAAAGUAAUCUUUUUAUAGUAUAUAGACUGGGAAAAUUGGAUAUGAUAAUGACUCCAAUAAGUAACUCAUUAACAGAAGAUUUUGAAUAGAUGACUUUGGAUACUUCACCAAAAGAGAGUAUUGUAAAUCAUAAAUAAUGUUAAUAUAUUGACACUAUCAAUGAAUAAGAAGAUAAUAAAAGCAAAUUAUAAGUAAAUUUAAACCAUAUGAUUAAUAGAAAUAUCAAAGUUUCAAGAUGCCUAAAGAGUAAAUUAGAAGAUCACCUAAACACAAAACUUGUUAACCAUUACAAACUUUAUCUUCUUGGGAUAUUGAUGAAUUUAAUUAAAAAAGUCAAAUACAUUAACAAUUAUCAGACAAUCCUUCAAUGAAUGCUUAGACAUUAAAAUUUAUAAAAGAACUAUGGAAUUCAGACAAGAGCGAGACUGAAUAAUAUAAUGAGAUGAUUCAAUACAAAAUUUCAUAUCUAAAUCAAUCUAUAUAUUCUCCUUUGAUUGAUUGUCAUAAUCAAAUAUACAUUGAGAUGGAUUUAUAUAUAACAAAUUUAAUUGUAAGAUUUAAAAUAAUAUAAUCUAGGAUUAAUUAUGGGGUAAUUAGAUAGUUAGUAGAAAAUUACAAAAGAUUCUUGAAUCUGGUUCAAAUGAUUAAAAAGAAUUAAUUGUUCAAAAAUUGGAGAAUGCAAGUCCAUAAGUUGAAAAAGACAUCUUCGGUAAUUAUGUUGUGUAAAAAGUCUUUGAAUGCAGUAUUCAUAUUUAUAUAUUAUUUUAUAGAUGAUAAUAAAUUGUAACUUAGAAUGUUCAAUAAACUCAAACCUCACUUUUAUGAUUUGUCUAAAAACACUUAUGGUUGCAGAGUCAUUUAGAAAUUAAUCGAAUAUACUUAUAAUCAAAAUGAUCUCUAAAAUAUAAUCUUGUAAUAAUUAUAAAUCAAUAUGCGAUCUUUGAUUUUUGAUUUGAAUGGAAAUUACGUCAUUUUCAAAAUGCUCGAAAUUUAUGAUAAAUAAAAAAUGGAAUUUAUUAUUCCUAUAGUUGAAGAAUCAGUAUUUGAUAUAAUCCAUAUUUAUAGUUCAAUUAUUUGGGAUAGUAAAUUUAUGGUUGCAAGAUUAUUCAUAAAAUUAUUUAAUAAUAUUCUCAACAAUAAAUAAUAAAGAUCAUAAGACUGUCUGUCUCAAAUUACAAUAUCUUAAGUUAAACAGAAUAUGGAAAUUAUGUAUUAUAACAUAUUCUCCAAUUUUGGAUACCAAGUCAAGAGAAAACUUAUUUAGUUUAAUUAGUUGUACAACAGUUUUUUCAACUCAGCAUUAAUAAAUAUGCUAGGUAUUCUUAAAAACUAUGAUUACGAGUAAUACUGUUGAAAGAGCAUUAGAGGUAUUGGGCAAACAAGAAUUAAUUUGUAUUAUGAAAUGGUUACUUUCCAAAAGUUCUAAUCAAUAGUAAAAUCUUAAAAAUGAUUUUUAUAGCACUAGUAAUUUCGUAGUAUUAGCUAAUCAUUAAUGUGCAAACUAUGUAAUAAAGAAAUUCUUAGUGCUAAGUGAUCACAAUGUACUAAAAUAUAUUUCAGAUCACUUAUAUUAGAACCAAUCUGAAUAAUCAGCAAUUAACUAAACUGUUCAUGGUAUUAAUAAAUCUAUUAUUUUAGGUUAAAGAUUAAAAAGUUUUUUAGAAAAGUAAAUUUAAAAUUGGCCUUGA